This is a messenger RNA of Microplitis demolitor, 982 nucleotides long. RefSeq names its product histone H2B. Lineage: Eukaryota; Metazoa; Arthropoda; Insecta; Hymenoptera; Braconidae. The transcript has a single exon. Gene Ontology annotation, molecular function: structural constituent of chromatin; DNA binding; protein heterodimerization activity. Gene Ontology annotation, cellular component: nucleosome. Bases 26 to 400 code for a protein of 124 amino acids. The record is from RefSeq and is a predicted model, not a curated record.
UACUAGUGUUAAAUCAGUUAUCAUCAUGCCUCCUAAAACGAGUGGUAAAGCUGUGAAAAAGUCGGGCAAGGCCCAGAAGAACAUCACCAAGUCCGAUAAAAAAGGACGCAAGAAGAAGCGUAAGGAAAGUUACGCCAUCUACAUCUACAAAGUGUUGAAACAAGUUCAUCCUGACACUGGAGUUUCCAGUAAAGCCAUGAGCAUCAUGAACAGCUUUGUCAACGACAUCUUUGAACGUAUCGCAGCUGAGGCGUCCAGACUUGCGCACUACAAUAAACGUUCGACCAUCACCUCCCGGGAAAUUCAAACUGCAGUGCGUCUAUUAUUACCCGGUGAAUUGGCCAAGCACGCCGUCAGUGAAGGAACCAAAGCCGUCACCAAGUACACCAGCUCUAAAUAAACUUCCUAAUCCCUCAAUAAACCAAACGGCCCUUUUCAGGGCCACCAAAUUUUUUAAAACGUAUUUUUCUCUUAAGCUUUAAAUUUACAUUUAAUCAAUGUUAAAAUUGUUAAUGGAUUUGUGUUGAGUUAACCCAAAUUAGAUAAAUGAAUUUUUUAAGUUAUCUUCCACCAUAUCAGAAAGGAACAAUGAUGAUUUAGAUACACAAUCUAAGCAUAUGGUUCCUUAAGUAUUUUAAUACUAAAAGUCCCAUAACGUUUCUCAAUUUACCCUGUAGGUUAUAGAACAAAGUAACCAAUCAAACGCUCGCUUUAAUAGCAAAAGAAAAGUGAGGGGUAACUGCGUCUAACAAACAUUACUUUCUUGCCCUGAGAAAAUUUUUGGUUUCAAUUGAUAAUGAAACAAACUUGUUGAAACAAGUAAAAAUUCUUUACGCUAAGAAAUAGUUUUUUUCUGUGUGAGGUGCCUUGUUUUUUAUUUUUAGCCUCAAUCAAUCACAUCCCCUGACUUGAAUCUUGCAUUAUUGUUUACUAUAAAUUAUUUUUUUUUCUUUAAUAUUCACAACAGUCGCGGGUUUUUCAA